AUAAAUUACAUUUUUAAAACCCUCCGGCAAAUACUUCUUCUUUAAGCAGUUUUUAAAUUUCAUCAAAAUUUUAGUGAAAAUAUAUAUAUGGUUGUACGAUAAAGGUUAAAGGCUUUAACAUGUUCAGGAAUUUUACGAGACUUGCUGCAAGGGCCAUUUUUAAUAGCAAUAACAUAGUCCGGAAUAAGUCAGAUGAUAAAAAGGGUUCUCCAAUCAUUAGUCCUUGUGGUGGUCUUGAUAAGUACCAGGGUCGCAUUGUAGAAGAACGUUUUUUUAACCAUCAGGAUAUUGAGCUAUUGAAAAAGAUCCGUAAUAAUGGUAUAACUCUUAUAACCAAACAAUGUGAAGCCAUUGCAAAAAGUAAAGCAGAGUCUGCUGCAAAAACUAUCUCCUCUAAAGUAAUACGUGAGUCUUGUUGCAAAAGUAAAUACAAAAAUUCCAAUGAGGAAUCCUUUUUCAUACGUGAAAACAAUUAUUGCUAUAAUAAACUUCGGGAAAAACUUGAGAAGGAGAAAGCUAAGUCUGAACGUUUACAAACUGGAGAAGACUCACACGUUCCAACUUAAAUCGUACAACAAUUUGCAUAUCACAUUCAACUUGAUACCUGUUUGAAUGUGAAGCUCAUCCGUAUUUUUUGUUUGUAUUUUUGAACUAUAUAACCCUCAGAUAGCAUGAUGCUUACAUAUUUUUUACAUACUGAUAUAAAAUGUUUUCGAUCAGCAUAUAUUUGAAAUUAA
Molecule: messenger RNA, 737 nt
Organism: Teleopsis dalmanni
Lineage: Eukaryota; Metazoa; Arthropoda; Insecta; Diptera; Diopsidae
Exons: 3
Coding region: 120-566 (148 amino acids)
Source: RefSeq, a predicted model, not a curated record